Molecule: messenger RNA, 2247 nt
Organism: Trichogramma pretiosum
Lineage: Eukaryota; Metazoa; Arthropoda; Insecta; Hymenoptera; Trichogrammatidae
Product: transferrin-like
Exons: 12
Coding region: 21-2144 (707 amino acids)
Biological process (GO): iron ion transport
Cellular component (GO): recycling endosome; early endosome; plasma membrane
Source: RefSeq, a predicted model, not a curated record
AUAUACGCGUGUGGAAGCUGAUGGCAUUGCUGACGUUCGUCGACGCGCUGGUUCACGUCGCGGACGCCGGUUCGCUGAAAUUUUGCACCACGGAGAAAAGAUCGGAGAGACAGAACGACGCCCUGAUGAGGUCGUGCGCCAAUCUCAAGCUCAAAUCCUCGGACAUCAGCUGCGUCGUAGCGAGCGAUCGACUCUCGUGUCUGCGCAUGAUCCAGGCGGGCACGGCGGACUUUACCGUGCUCGAGCCCGAGGAUCUGUCGCUCGCCACGCUGAGCACGGCCAAGGAGGGCGACGCCGCCGUCGACAUCAGGGUGACGCACGAGCUGAGGAUGUUCGACAAGGGCCAGCCCCAGCUGGACGUGGAGAUGAUAGCCCUGGUGAAGAAUCGCUUCGACAACAGGUGGGUGACGAAGAACAAGAAGCUCUGCUACAUCGGCCUCGAGAUCGGCCACAGUCAGAAUUAUCAUUAUCAUUACACGACGUACUUCGAACGAUGGCUCAUACCGAGGGGCUGCGAUCGCAACAAGACCCUGCUGGAGAACAGACUGGCCGACCUGUCGAGUCACUUCGAGUCGGCCUGCAUUGCCGGCCCUUGGUCGCUGGACUCCGUCUACGACGGUCGAUUGAAAUCCAAGUACAGGAAUCUCUGCGCCCUGUGCGGCAGCCCGUCGGGCUGCUUCGAGGGCGACAAGUUCUACGGCCUGCAGGGCGCGAUCAAUUGCCUGCUGGAGAACGUCGGCGAUAUCGCCUGGCUCAGCCGCAGUCACGCCCUUCCCUACUUCGCGGAAUUGGCGAGCUACGGAUUCAGUCUGCUGUGCCCCGACGGCAUGUUCAUUCCUCUGUCGGUCAACAAGACCUGCACCUGGAUCGCCGAGCCGAGAUCCGUCAUAGCCGCGAGAAGCGACGUGGCUGACCUCGUGUCCAAAAAAGUCUCCGACGUCCAGGAGCUCGGCAAGGACUUCUAUCCCGUGAUCCACGCCACGUACAAAUUUUCCUAUCUCGCGUCGACGCGGCCUCUGAGCCCCGAGGAUUACAUGCUAAAAUUCCAGGGAUACCUGAGCGCCAAGGGCGAGAAGACCUGCCAGCCGGAGCGCGAGGUGCGCUGGUGCGUGGCGUCCAAUCUGGAGGCGAGCAAGUGCGGCUGGCUGCAGUCGGCCGCUGCGGCACUCGACGUCGAGCCCAGGAUCUCGUGCAUCCAGCAGAGGGACCGCCAGGCGGCACUGGACGCCGUGCGCGACGAUCGCUGCGACGUCUUCGUGGCGCGGCCCCACGAGGAGAUUCACGCGAGAGGUAUGAAUCUCACGCCGAUCGUCCAUCUCAUAUCCAAGCAGAAUUUGGACUCGAGCAGAUACGCCGCGAUCGUGCGAAAAGACGCGAAAUUCCGGAGUUUCGACGAUCUCAAGGGUAAAAGAGCCUGCUUCACGGCAAUCAAAAGCGUCGGCUGGAACGCAUUUUAUUCCGCCAUCAGAGGCUCGUCGCCUCGAUUGCCCUGCGACGACGUGGAAGCCGUGUCGCGAUUCUUCAAUCGGUCCUGCGUCUACGAUCUGGACGGCAGGGAAAAAUCCUCGCUGCCGGAGAAUCUCUACUCGCUGUGCAAUCAGUCGCACUUCGAGAAGAGCCUCGGGCCCGAGGAGAACACCUUCAAGUGCCUCAUGAACGGCGCCGACGUGGCCUUCGUCAAUGUCGGCGCUGCCAAGCGGUACUACUCGGGCUUCUCGAUUUUCCACAUGAAUUACCGUACGCUGUGCGAGAACGAGGAUCGACUCGACGAGGGGCCGUGUUUCUUGGCCGAGACAACACUGGGAUCGGUCUUGGGGCGUAAAAAUAUCACCCAAGUCAGGAGGGAAGAGAUUUAUCAGCUCUUUUUGCAGCUCGAUCGAUUUUUCGGCAGGACGCACGACCGCGAGACGGCCAUGUUCAUGAUGUACAAUACGUUCGACGGCCAGAGCGACGUCAUUUUCCCGGAUCAAACUCAGCUCAUACAGAGACACGUGUCCGAUCUCCGACACAGUCGUACGUACGAGGAGGUCUUAGCGAGCCUACAGGACAAGGUGGAGUGCGGCUCGUCCGGAGCCCCGACCGUCGCGAGCAGCGCCUGGACGAUCUCGGCGAUCGCCGUCCUCGGCUUACUGCGAAUACUGUGAUCACUUGGACCGUGAAAGAUGAUUAUGUGACCAGACGAAAUAAAAGAAAAAAUAUUGUUAGCGAACUGUUUCAACGAUUUAUCAUGUAAAAAUUACUGUAAAA